Molecule: messenger RNA, 3019 nt
Organism: Cotesia glomerata
Lineage: Eukaryota; Metazoa; Arthropoda; Insecta; Hymenoptera; Braconidae
Product: lateral signaling target protein 2 homolog
Exons: 5
Coding region: 797-1816 (339 amino acids)
Source: RefSeq, a predicted model, not a curated record
GCCGGUGGCAGCAGUUCUCUUGGACCUUUUCUCGGUAGAACUGUCAGAAGGUGUCGAGUAAAAACUAACCUAAAAUAAUAAAAGUGUUGAGAAAAUUUGUCAGUGCGAAAACAAUUGUUUAAAAUGUCCGCCGACAGCCAAGUCACCUGGGACACCGAGAAGUGAUCGAUCGGCGAGUAAAAAGCUUCCCAUGUGGAUACUUACACUUUACUCAUCCUCAUACUAUUUAAAUAUAAAUAUAUAUAGAUGUAUUUAUUAAUAUAUAAAUAUAAAAAACGGUGCUCGGCGAUGAGGAAGUGAAAGGUGCUCACAAAUCUUGUUUAAAGUCGUGAUGAGGAUUGUGUCACGGUUAGGAUACGAGUACUGCGAGUACCGUCUUACUUUUAAGGAUCUCUUUAAUAAUAAUAAUAAUAAUAAUAAUAAUAAAUACCUUUUUUAUAAAUUCACAACGCGGUGGCACCAUUUACGAACUCCUGGAGUCCCGAUUAGAGAAAAACCGGCGUCUUGGUCAUUAACCGGCACUUAACAAUUAUAAAUUAAUUAUUUAUUAUUGUUGAUAAUAAUUGCACGCGUGAUGGAAAACAAUGUGAUAAUUUUGUGAGUGGUUUUUAUCGAGUUUUUAAAUGUUUUUGUUGAGGAUGGCUGGGUUUAAAAAUAAGAAGAGCGUGUAAUUGUUUUUGACAGCAGUUUUUUUUGUCCUUUUUUUAUAAUGUGAAAUGCGACUAAUGGAUAAGUAUAUUUGGUAAGAUUUAUCAAUUAAGGUUAGGAGUGAUUGUUGGGGAUUGGUAGUGUAACUAUGCUCAAGUUUUUAACGCACAAACUGAGGACUCACUCGAUCAACGAGGAUCCUAAUCAUGAAAAGGUGGACGAUGACCAUGACUCAGGAACCGAAUCCGAUGAUGAGUUCCAGGACGGCAUUGAUGAAUCAAUCGAGCCUUCGAGUCCUAUGGCAAGUCCCUCAAGCCCCGGACUAACAGACUCAGCAGUCCCAUCGGACACAGACUUCUGUCCCAACUUAUCGGCCUUCGCAUUUGGAACCUCUAUCUCUGGAGAGGAACAACAAGCCGAAGGAAGAACUUCUUUGUCCGACAACAACUUGCACUUGAGUUACAACGACCACCACAGUUCCGAGGAGGAGCUAGAGGUUAUAAACAGUCCGAAAGUGGUCGCGUCUCAGGGCCUCAGGCCCGCUACUGCCCCAGAGAAAAGAAAGUGGUCUCAAGUGAACAAUUCUAACAAUUUGCAGUCGCACUGCACGCAGUCGCAGGCGAUUCCUGGCUCUGGAAGGCCUGGGCCCACCCCCGGGCCUAGUAGUGAUUCUAAUGUUGCAGCCAGCUGUUCUGCUCCUGUUAGCAGGGCUGGAAAGGAACCUGGUUCGGGUUCUAGCGAUGAAGAGGUCCAAGGACUUCUGGGAGCCAACGUGAUCUCUCAACCGGUCCAGUUCCGAAGUUCGCCACCAGUUGACGCUCAUAAACCAGGACGGUCCCAGUCCCCACCGCCUAAACUUUUCCACGCUGCUAAAGCGCCACCUAGGCCCAGGUCCAGGCCCAGGCAUCAUCAUCUCUAUCACCACCAUCACCAUCAUCAUCAUUAUCAGCACCAGCAUCAGCAUCAUCAUUAUCAACAGCAGUACAGUGUAGAUAUGGACGUGGGUGAACUGAGUGCGUGUAGUCCCAGAAAGAGACAUAGACCGCCUCACAGGCAACCAAGGCCUUGUUUAGAUUUUGAGAAAAUGCAGCAGUUAAAAGCCCGAGCAGUAACCGCCUGGAGACACAGUGGGGAUCAUGGAAGUGAACUUUCCGUUUUUUGUUGGUGAGAAUGGUGAACCGUGAGCCAAAAAUCGAUAAUAAUAUUUUUGGUGAGCGGUUAGAUGACUUUUUAAAUUAAAUUUUUUUAAUUACUCGACGUAUAAAUAAAUAUAUAUAUUAUAUAUAUGAUAUACUCUGUCCUUGAAAAAAAGUAAAUAAUAAAAUAAAAUAAAAAAGGCUUUAAUAUUAAUUAUGCAUCGAUAAAACUCAGAAUCUGAGAGAAUAACAAUAAUAAUUAUUAUAAUUACAAUAAUAGUAAUGGAUUCAUACAAUAUAAAUUACGAAAAUUAAAAAUGUGGAACAAAAAAAGUCGGAUGAUAAUAAUAAUAAUAGUGAUGAAAAAUAAUAUCAUCGUGAAAAUAUGGAUUAUCGUUGCACGCGUGCGCACUUAUUUAAUUUUUUCGGCACGCUAUAAGUAUUUUUAAUUUGUACAUACGUAUUUUAAUAAUUAUAAUUUUGAUAGUAAUGAUAGUAAUAAUUGAUUUUUUAAGAAAAUUUUGGAUUUUUGAGAUUUAAAAAUUUUAAUUAUUAAUUAUAUGUGAAAUAUGUGAUCAUAUAUGUCAGGUAUGUGAUCAUAUGUGAAGUUUAUGAUCAGAUAUAAAUCAUAUGAAAUAUAUAUGAUCAUAUGUGGUCAUAUAUGAAACACGUGUUAUCAUAUAUGUAAUUUAUAUGACCAUAUAUGAUACAUAUGUGAAGUAUGUGAUCAAAUAUGAUAUACAUGUGAUCACAUAUAACAUAUAUGUGAGGUAUAUGGUCAUAUAUGAUUCAUAUGUGAAGUAUGUGGUCAUAUAUGACACACAUAUAAAGUAUGUGAUCAUAUAUGUCAUAUAUGAAGUGUAUGAUCAUAUAUGUGAAGUAUGUGAUCAUAUCUGAUCAUAUAAAUAAAGUGUGUUAUCAUAUAUGUAAAUUAUGUGGAGUUAGUGGUCAUAUAUGAUGCAUAUAUGACACUUAUAAAGUUUUUGAUCAUAUAUGAAACAUAUUUGAAGUAUAUAAUUAUAUCUGAUCAUAUAUAUGAAAUAUGUGAUCAUCAGGGCCAGGACUUUCGCAGUUGUUUAAAUGAGCAUUUAUAUGUUCAACCUCAAAUUUGAAUAAAGAAAAAAUUUCCUGGCCCUAGUGAUCAUAUAUGACACAUAUGUAAAUUAUGUAAUUAUAUCUGAUCACAUAUGUGAUGCAUUUCAUCAUAAAUGACAUAUGAUCAUGAUCAUAUAUAU